Necator americanus (New World hookworm) is the source of this 639-nucleotide messenger RNA. RefSeq lists its product as uncharacterized. Bases 1 to 639 code for a protein of 212 amino acids. The transcript has a single exon. NCBI's taxonomy places the organism in Eukaryota, Metazoa, Nematoda, Chromadorea, Rhabditida, Ancylostomatidae. The record is from RefSeq and is a predicted model, not a curated record.
AUGCCACUCUGUUUCACCUUCAUCGAUUUGAAGAAGGCCUUUGACUCAGUUGAGGCGGAAGCGGUCGUGGAAGCCUUGGACAACCAAGGCGUCCCUACGCAGUACAUAAAGGCACUUCGAGAGUUGUACAGUAACUUCACGACCGGAAUUUCGCCAUUCUACAAAAACAUCAUCAUUGACGUGAAGAGAGGGAUCCGACAGGAUGAUACAAUCUCACCCAAAAUAUUCACAGCCAUACUCGAGAACGCAAUGCGAAAGUUGGAAUGGGACGACAUGAGAGUGAAGGUUGAUGGUCGACAGCUACACCAUUUGCGCUUUGCUGAUGACAUCGUACUGGUAACACCUAGCAUUAGCCAAGCGGGACGAAUGCUGAACGAAUUCGACGAAACAUGUGAAUGCAUCGGUCUUCAGCUGGAUCUCCAAAAGACGAUGUUCAUGCGCAACGGAACGAACAUAUCCGAAUGCACCAGCUACGUUUAUCUGGAUCGGGAAUUGAACAUGACCCCCGAGCUGUGCAGGAGGAGACGAGCGGCUAGGGGAGCGACAAAGAGCAUCGAGGAUGUAGUGAAGAAGAUCAGGAACACCCGAAAACAGCUGGGCAUUUCGCAAGCAGGAAGAAAACGCGGUGAGCGUCACUGA